This is a messenger RNA of Glycine soja, 1442 nucleotides long. Its product is annotated as mitochondrial arginine transporter BAC2-like. Gene Ontology annotation, biological process: transmembrane transport. The transcript is spliced from 3 exons. NCBI's taxonomy places the organism in Eukaryota, Viridiplantae, Streptophyta, Magnoliopsida, Fabales, Fabaceae. Gene Ontology annotation, molecular function: transmembrane transporter activity. The record is from RefSeq and is a predicted model, not a curated record. The coding region runs from base 360 to 1244 and encodes 294 amino acids.
AGCAAAUACAAAUUAAACCCGAUCCAACAACACAUCUCAGAAUCAGGUAGAUCUCUCCAACCCACUUCCCACUUAUACUGUCUAGUUCUCCAACCUUCCAAUCCAACAACACAUCUUCACGUCUUUUCAUCACACGUUGUUGUUUUCAGACUUAAAAAACGAGAUCUUCCUCCUCCUAGGUUGUUGUUUGUUAACAUUUCAAAACAGUUAGCAGAACACUAUACUCUGAUAUCAGUCAAAUCAUAUCACAUCCAAGCUCCGUGACUAAGUUUGCCAUGUUUUAAUGAUUCAUUAGUCCGCGGUUUUCAUUUCAGCAGCAGGGGCAAAGAGUGACUUAGAUCGAGGAAGGUGAUAAGAUAAUGGAAUUUUGGCCAGAAUUUCUUGCUAGUAGUACGGGUAAAGAGUUUGUAGCUGGAGGAUUUGGAGGCACUGCUGGUAUAAUCUCCGGUUACCCAUUAGACACGCUCCGUGUGAUGCAACAAAACUCCAACAAUGGCUCUGCUUUCACCAUCCUCAGAAAUUUGGUGGCCAAGGAAGGACCAACUACUCUGUACCGUGGCAUGGCUGCACCUUUGGCCUCUGUUACCUUUCAGAACGCUAUGGUUUUCCAAAUUUACGCAGUUCUCUCAAGGGCAUUUAGCACGUCCGUUUCUGUUAACGACCCUCCUUCCUACAAGGGUGUUGCUUUAGGGGGAUUUUGCUCCGGCGCUUUGCAGAGCAUGUUGCUGUCUCCUGUUGAGUUACUUAAAAUUCGCCUUCAGCUUCAGAACACAGGCCAAUCCACAGAACCACAAAAGGGUCCCAUAAGGGUUGCCAACAACAUAUGGAAAAGAGAGGGUCUUCGUGGCAUUUAUCGAGGACUUGGCAUCACUAUACUAAGAGAUGCACCUGCGCAUGGCCUUUACUUUUGGACAUAUGAAUACGCGAGGGAGAAACUUCACCCAGGUUGCAGAAAAAGUUGUGGAGAGAGCUUGAAUACUAUGUUGGUAUCAGGAGGAUUGGCCGGGGUUGUGAGUUGGGUUUUCAGCUACCCUUUGGACGUUAUAAAGACAAGAUUGCAGGCUCAGACAUUUUCUUCGCUGAAAUACAAAGGCAUUUUGGAUUGUCUUCGGAAGAGCGUUGAAGAGGAAGGAUACGUUGUUCUAUGGCGGGGUUUAGGAACUGCGGUUGCUAGAGCGUUUGUUGUGAAUGGUGCUAUAUUUUCUGCUUAUGAGAUCACUCUUAGGUGUCUGUUUGACAAAUAAACAAAUAAUUCCUGGAGCAUUCUGCAUUCAAAUGUAGGAAACAUUCAAGGGCUGCAAAUCAGGUUUUGAGGGAGACGUGACAAUGGGAUAACACUAUGGUGUUUGAUAACUUGAUGUAAUUGCCAAAUGCCAAACAUUUUUUUUUUGGUGUAAUACCAUGGUGUUUUCUAAAAAAAAGUCUUUCUAUUUAAUCUCAAA